CUGGGUGCCGAUGUAGAGUUGGUCGAAGAAGAUUUUAGUGGUCAGCAAAAAUGUUCCCCACAAAAUAUUGCUGUUGUUUUGGUUGAAAAUGAUGACAAUAAUGAUAGAAUUUCUAAAAAUAAAAAUUCUUCAAAUAUCAUGAUCAAGCCUGAUUCGAUGAUCAAAUGUUCAACAUCUGCUUAUCAAGUACCUGAUCGAAACAAUAGUGGCAGCAGCAACCUGUCAAUCACAUCAAAUAUUAGCAACAUCAGUACAUCUAAUAAAAUGACAGGAGUCGUGGAAAGAAGACUAUCUGCCAACUAUCGCACAGGUGCUGUUGAUUUGUUACCACCAUCUCGAGCUUCAUCCCAAUCGAUCACGAAAAAAAUUUCCAAUAGCAAUGUUGUUACCUCUUCUGGACAUCAUCAUGUGAAGAAUCCAUCAUCACGGGUCAUCAUUAAUCGACAACAAUCAAACAUAUUAAAAUCUGUCAAACAACAAACAGAUACUAGUCGAGGAUCUGUCAAUUCACAACAGCAACAAUCAUCAACAGCUUCAUUAGCUUCGUCAGCAUCAUCAUCGACUACUUCGACAUCAACUGCUGCACCAAUGACCUCUUCGGGAAAUCAUAAUCGUCAUCGAUCAGCACCUUUACAACAAACAAUGACAACAACACGUAAAGAGAUCUCGCCACAAUCAAAAAAUCGUCAUCAAACAAAAAUUAUUCCCUUAACCACAACCAGAAAAAGUGUACAUAAAAAUAAUGUAUUUGAUAAAUCGAUCAAAUCAACAACAACAACAAUAAGUAAAGGUGUACAUCAUUGUGACGAUACAGACGAUAGAAAUGAAUUGAAAGAAUGAAUGAAAUCUUCUUUUUUCGACCAACUCUCGACAUGAUUGGACAUCGGCUUACC
Messenger RNA from Dermatophagoides pteronyssinus (European house dust mite), 893 nucleotides. RefSeq lists its product as uncharacterized. The record is from RefSeq and is a predicted model, not a curated record. Lineage: Eukaryota; Metazoa; Arthropoda; Arachnida; Sarcoptiformes; Pyroglyphidae.